UUGAGUACAAAGGGAUAUCUAUCUCGUGGAGGUAACAAGAACGUUAAUCGCCGAGAAAUUCGUUUUGCUGCGCAAAACCUUUACAAGCGAUAUCCUGGGCAUUUAUUCUUUGAGACGUACCACGUUAAUGUGGAUGUUUUUCGUGAAGUUGUGGAGAAAUUACGUCCAUAUUUUGAAAUGAGUUCGACGAAGAGGCCUUAUUCUACGGAAUGCAAAAUCGCUGCCUGCCUCCAUAUGCUGGCACACGGAUCACCGGUACGGUCACAGGGCGAACUUCAUGGUUUGUCGCGCUCGACGACGAGUAGAGCUUUUCGGACGUUUUUGAAUGCCAUGAAGAAAGAAUACUGGCCGGUUAUACAGUUUCCCGACGAAGAUGGUAUGAUGCGUUCGGCCCGAGAGUUUGAAGAAAAAGGACUGCUUUAUGGCGCUGAUUGGGUACCAAAAAUACUGGGAGCAGUGGACGGGACACACAUCAACAUUAAAGCACCACACUCUCGCCCUCAAAGCUACGUCAACAGGAAAGGGGAAUUAUCUCUUAACGUGCAGGCUUGUGUCAAUUCGUCUAUGGAAUUUAUACAUCUAUAUGUUGGAGCUCCUGGGCGGGUGCAUGACCAGAACGUGUACGACAAUUCGGGUCUGGAAGGCUUAAUUCCAGAGAACUGGAUGAUUUUGGGUGAUGGUGGGUACCGUGCGACAAGAAAAGUUUUGACACCUUUUAGAGAGAACGGCCGCCUCUCAGCUAGGCAGGAAGAUUUCAAUGAAAUUCAGUCCAGUUUAAGAAAAGUCGUUGAAAGAGCUUUCGGCGUUCUGAAGCGACGUUUUCGAAUUUUGAAGUUCUUGGAUUAA
This is a messenger RNA of Paramacrobiotus metropolitanus, 846 nucleotides long. Its product is annotated as putative nuclease HARBI1. The annotation marks the transcript as partial. Lineage: Eukaryota; Metazoa; Tardigrada; Eutardigrada; Parachela; Macrobiotidae. The record is from RefSeq and is a predicted model, not a curated record. The transcript has 2 exons.